Messenger RNA from Phlebotomus papatasi, 3706 nucleotides. It is a transcript of the gene FER, whose product is annotated as tyrosine-protein kinase Fer. Lineage: Eukaryota; Metazoa; Arthropoda; Insecta; Diptera; Psychodidae. The record is from RefSeq and is a predicted model, not a curated record. Gene Ontology annotation, biological process: peptidyl-tyrosine phosphorylation. The coding region runs from base 836 to 3367 and encodes 843 amino acids. Gene Ontology annotation, molecular function: non-membrane spanning protein tyrosine kinase activity; ATP binding. The transcript is spliced from 14 exons.
AAUUUUGAAAGUGAUUUAAAACGAUUGAUAAAUUUUUUUAUGUAUAUCUAAAAAAUCGGUGUUGGGAAACUGAAAUAGCUGUCCAACUUCAUAAGGUUGGCAGCAGUGUAAAGGUCUCAAAAAACACCUUUAAUUAAGCCCCUUGUGGAAGCGAUAGAGCGACUGUUUCGUAUCUAAUCAUCUCUUUCUCGCAUUUUGAAAAGUACAUAACGCGCGAUACAAAAGAUUCCUACAAGAAAGUUCCAAGUGGAAGUCAGUUGUAGACGAUAUUUCGUGCGAAGUGGUUGUACGGUUCUCCUACACCUCAAAUUUCUUCAACUUUAUAUUACAUCUGGUUGUUUUGUGAAGUGUUUGUGUUGUUUUUUUUUAUCACUCCAACAUUACGAAACUAAUAAUAGAAUAGACAAUUUUUCCUGUGGGGACCUUUUAAACAAGAAAUCAUACCUAUAUAGUAAAAAUCCUCCCUAAAAGAGCCAAAGUGUACCAAUAUAUUUUUGUGAAAGUCACACAAUACACAAAAACUUGUUUAUAUGCGCCACAAAGAAUUCACAUAUCCAGCAUAUUUUAGAAGAGAGACAUAGUGUGUGAGAGCCCAAAACGUCUUUUGGAAACUCCAAAUUCAACAGCAGAGUCAUGUUUUUGGAGAGCUCAAAUGAAACUCAGGGAAGAUCAGUGAAAGGAUCUUAAAGUGCACAAUGCAAAAGUGAAUCAAACAAUUGAACUUGUUUUUAACUGUGUAAGAAGUGCCUGAUAUUUGCCCAGUGAAAGGGUGCAAUGAUGCAAAGCAACUUGUGCUUUAAAUAGACCUAAAACCAGAUCACGCAGUGCUAUAAACAUGGGGUUCUCAUCGGCACUUCAAGGAAGGGUAGCUCAUGAAGCGCUGCUCUUGCGUCUAGACGCUGAGCUAAGACUUCUGGAUGCCAUGAAACGUUGCAUCAACCAGAAGGCAAAAUGUGACAAGGAUUACGCAAUUGCCUUAGGCCAAGUGGCCCAGCAAGGUCUCAAGGUGGACAGAGCCGAUGAUCUGCAUGGGAGUCUCAUUACGAAGGCCUGGCGAACACUCAUGGAGGAAGUAGAACAAACAGCUAAACAUAUAAAAUGCAAUGCUGAAUUCUUGGAGCUUCUGUGCCAGGACAAAUUGACUCAGCUGUACCAAGACAAGCGAAAGGCUCGAAAGACAUAUCAAGAGGAACAUAGUCGUAUUGCAACUAAAUUUAAUCAUCUCACGGAAGAAGUGGCAAAGAAGAAGACAGAAUACCAAAAACACUUGGAGUAUUACAAGGGUCUUCGGUCGAGAUUUGAAGAGCAUUACAUUAAAGCCGGAAGAUCUGGGCGAAAAUUGGACGAUGUCAGAGACAAAUACCAGAAAGCAUGUAGAAAAUUACAUUUAGCCCACAAUGAAUAUGUUCUACUGAUCACUGAAGCUGUGGAAGUAGAGCAGGAUUUUAGGACAGUUCUUCUACCUGGUCUUCUGGAGCAUCAACAAUCACUUCAAGAAGGCUUUAUUCAAACUUGGAAGAAUAUUCUGCAAGAAGCUUGUCAACAUAGUGAUUUUACAUCAGACAAAUUUAGAGACAUACAGAAACGUAUUGAACACAGUAUUGUCCACGUUAAUCCAGCCGAAGAAUAUAGGGAGUUUACGGAGAAACACAAAACAUCUCCGGCAAAUCCGAUCAUCUUUGAGUUCGAUGAGGCAUUAAUUGAGGACACAUUGGGUAAACUCCAGCCCAAUACACUAACUGUGGACAAUUUAACGGUGGAUUGGCUACGAUCACGUUUAAGUGAUCUUGAAAAUUCCGUCAAAGAGACUCAAGAGAAGCAAAUCAAAUUGGCAGCUGAAUCUGGCACACAAACCCCAACAAUGCAGUCAAAUAAUGGUAUCAAUGGAAUUGGCAAAGAUGCCAACAAGUAUUCUAAAGAUAUCAAUGCAUUGCGAUGUCAGGAAAAACAGACACUCAAAUUAGUCGAUAUGAUUAAGACUGCACUCAAUGAUUUGGGCUGCGAAGAACUACCAUCUGGAUGUGAUGAUAUAUCAGUAGAGCAGAAUUUUAUCGAGAGCACCCAUGUUGAUCAACCGGUAACACCAAGUUCAUCAUCAUACAUUUUCCAAAAAGGAGCUGAAGUCAUGAGCCUUAUUAGAUCGCCAUUCAGGCGAAAAUCUCAACCACUUCCGACACCAGAACGAACUCCAUGCUCCACAAGAGCCUCCCUAACAACACGAUCACUUAGUAGUCUAGCAUCAUCCUCGAUGACUCUAGCCACAAAUCGGCCCCUUUACGAGGAGGAAUGGUUCCACGGUGUCCUGCCACGUGAGGAAGUUGUGAGACUGCUGAAGAACGAAGGAGACUUCUUGGUCAGAGAAACCAUAAGGAAUGAGGAGAGUCAGAUUGUGCUCAGUGUCUGCUGGAAUGGACACAAACAUUUCAUUGUCCAGACAACAGCUGAGGGCUAUUUUAGGUUCGAGGGACGCUCAUUCCCGAGCAUACAGGAACUUAUAAUGUAUCAGUACACCUCAGAGGCCACAGUAACCCAGAGAUCCGGAGCUAUUCUCCGGAAGCCCGUCCUGAGAGAACGCUGGGAGCUAAGCAAUGAUGACGUGGUGUUACUAGACAAGAUAGGCAGAGGAAACUUUGGGGAUGUCUACAAGGCAAAGCUGAAGCCUUCAAAGAAGGAUGUAGCAGUCAAAACCUGCAGAAUGACCCUGCCAGAGGAGCAAAAAAGGAAGUUCCUCCAAGAGGGACGAAUCCUCAAGCAAUAUGACCAUCCGAAUAUUGUAAAACUAAUCGGGAUUUGUGUACAGAAGCAACCCAUAAUGAUUGUCAUGGAACUAGUCCCUGGAGGAUCCUUACUCAAUUUCCUGCGGAAGCACAAAGCCACUCACACCUCAAAGCAACUCAUCUCAAUGUGCAGGGAUGCUGCAGCUGGGAUGAGGUACUUGGAAUCUAAGAAUUGCAUCCACAGGGAUCUAGCAGCUAGGAAUUGUCUCAUUGGGUAUGAGAACACAGUAAAGAUCUCCGACUUUGGGAUGUCUCGUGAAGAGGAGGAGUACAUAGUUUCUGAUGGAAUGAAGCAGAUCCCUAUCAAGUGGACAGCUCCUGAAGCUUUAAAUUUUGGCAAAUACACUUCCCUCUGUGAUGUCUGGUCUUAUGGGAUUCUCAUGUGGGAGAUCUUCUCUAAAGGUGAUACUCCCUAUUCCGGAAUGAGCAAUGCCAGAGCCAGGGAACGAAUUGACGCAGGAUACCGAAUGCCUGCUCCGGAACAAACCCCUCCCGAAAUGUACAGACUGAUGCUGAGAUGCUGGUCAUACGAACCAGAAGCCCGUCCGCAUUUUGACGAAAUCUACUCUAUUGUGGAAAAUAGUUGCUAACAGACUAAAGUGCCAAUACUUUUCUGUGAAAAUGGCGUACAAUGAACUCCCUGAUCAUCCGGAAGCAUCCCCAGGACACUAUUUUUUAGGUUAUGUUGAAAAUCAUACAAUUUUUACACGAAAUAAAUUUAUAAAUAACUUGCUUUGUCAGAGACAGUGCAUUGUUUUUAACGCAAUAAAUGUAAUAUUUUGAAAAUUCAGUAAGAAUUGAGAGAAAUAUUAUGGAAAAUGUACUCACGACAUCGAGAACUGAUCCCUCUAUUUAUCACUUGCAGUAUUUAUGUAAAUUUAUACGGAAACACAAAAUUUUAUGCAAAAAUAAAGAAAACACUUCUUAAA